GGGGCUGAAAUAUCUGACUGUACAAUAAUAACAUUAUGUGUUUAAUAUAGCUCUAGUUGUUUUUUAUAGAAGGGUUUAUUCCGGAGCGUCUUGCACUGCUCGGAGUGAAUGUUAGGUACCAGACUGGAUCUGGACUUGCAACUGGAAUAAUAUUCAACUUUGUUGAAAUCAUCAGACCUUGAAGAGUAUAAAGGCCCUACUUUUUGUGGCCCACACAUGAGAACAGAAUUCUAUUUCCACAGCGCUCAGCGCAAUGCCUGACCGGGAUAGCACCUACCUGGCAGGUGGAGGCGGUGGUAGUAGUGGGGCGGGGACUGGCAGUGGUGUGGGUGAGGACGGGGGCACAGGGUCAGGUUUAAGUGGUGGCACAGAGGGUCGAGGCGGAGUUGGGGUAAACUCAGGUGGUGGUAACGUUGGUUCCACGACCAUGGAAUGUGGCAGUGCCCUGGGAAACUGUCACAGCUGUGGUGGAUGUUUUGGCUCCAGCUCUGUGUCCAACGGCGUUUGUCGAGAUUUUCUGCGCAAUGUGUGCAAACGCGGCAAGCGCUGCCGCUUCCGCCACCCAGACUUUAACGAGGUACCCGACAUUGGUGCCCAAAAGAGCGAGUUUGUUUUUUGUCACGAUCACCAGAACAAAGAAUGUGUGCGCACUAACUGUCGCUUUGUGCAUGGCUCCAAGGAGGAUGAGGACUACUAUAAGAAAACUGGUGAACUGCCACUGUGGUUGCGGUGGAAGGUGGCAGCAGGCCUGGGUUUGUCACUUACCGACCUGCCACAGAACCGAGGUGAGGUGCCAAUAUGCAGAGACUUUUUAAAAGGCGAAUGCCAGCGGGGCAACAAGUGCAAGUUUCGCCAUCUGCGGAAGGACCAUGAGCAUGAGGCUUCACGCUUUAGCACUGGGGGAAUGAUGAGUGUCUCAAGUGGGGUUGGUGGCAUUAUGAACGCAAGUGGAGCAGGUGUUGCCUGCGGUGGAAUGGCCGGAUUAGUUGGAGGAAGUGGAGGUAACCUAAUGGGCAUGGGCAGCCCCAACCUAGGAGGGUGCAGGGAUCAGGUAUUGUGUGGUGGGGCAGGAGGAGGAUCUGUGGGAAGUUGUCUCUCCAUGAGUGUUACUGGACAGCGGCGCUACGACAGGGGUCCCUGUUCUGUUUAUGACCCACUGUUCGAAAAUGGACUGUUCGAUACUGGCCCACUGGAGAGCCCUGUAGAUCACGCUGCUUACCAGUUAAAGAGGAGACGAUUGGAAUCAUUGCGGCUGGCUGACGGAGGAGGGCAUUACGACUUGGGGAUGCAGACAGCCCUGUCCACUCGGCCACUUGAAUACCGUUUUUUGGAAGAGGAGAAUGCUCUACUGCGAAAGAGAGUAGAAGAACUCAAGAAACAGGUCUCCAACCUGAUGGCCACCAACGAAGUCCUGCUGGAGCAAAAUGCUCAAUUCCGCAGCCAGACUAAGGUCAUGACCCUCUCCUCAACGCCGGCUCUUUCGGAGCAGAGCCUACCUCUGCCGGUUGGAUCCAUAAGCUCCUACAACCACAGCAUCGCCCAGACCCGCACUACACUGAGCAGUGCCGGCCUCCAGCCUCGAGCCGUGACCCAGCAGGAACUGGUGGCACCGGCUGGGGCUCCCACUGGAGCACUGCCAACCAAUGCUGCACCUCCGCCUGCCGUACCCCCUCCACCUCACCUGAACCCUGAGAUCACUCCGCUGUCAGCUGCACUCGCACAGACCAUCGCCCAGGGCAUGGCAACACCCGUCUCCAUGGCACCAGUGGCAGUCUCUGUGGCACCAGUUGCUGUGUCAAUCGCGCAGCCUCUACCGGGCAUUACUAUGAGCCAUGCCACCACACCCAUGGUGUCAUACCCUAUUGCCAGUCAGAGCAUGAGGAUUACUACCAUGCCACAUUAGUGAAGAAUUUAACACAAAAUGGAUAAUCACUGAUUAACAGCACAUUUGGCAUUCAGGAUGGCUACUGUUACAAGAAAGUACAGUAAUGAUCAUUCAUCUGUGGGUGUUUUAGAAAUGCGUCCCAAAACCAGCUCAUUAAGCUGAGGGGAAACCCUAAGAACAUCCUCUUACCAGUAUAAACUCAUAGUGAAACUCAGCUAGCACCUUAUACUUUAGACUUGGACAGUUGUGUGACUGACUAUGAGUACAUGAAGUGUGCUAGAGCCUUAUUUUUAGUGAAUAGAGUUUGUCUCUCUCUUUAAUUAGUUUUUAAUGUUGAUUUCUUUGUAUAAAGUAAUAUUUGUUGUUUUCUCACACAAAAAACUGUAAAUAGCAAUAAAACUGUAAAGUAUGUAGAUCAUACUUUUAUGUUGCUUUAUUUGACUGUCCAUUAUAUUGAUGUGUUUUUUUUUUCCAUAUCAAUGUUUGUUAUGACAUGCUAGUCCAGUAUUUCUGAGAUCCAGGUUUCAAAUAUCAGCGGUGCUGUCAGCUGGUCAGGAGUCUUUUAUUUAGGGCUGCACGAUAUUGGAAAAAACUGACAUUGCGAUUUUUUUUUCCUGCGAUAUAUAUGCGA
Trichomycterus rosablanca is the source of this 2516-nucleotide messenger RNA. It is a transcript of the gene zc3h10, whose product is annotated as zinc finger CCCH-type containing 10. Lineage: Eukaryota; Metazoa; Chordata; Actinopteri; Siluriformes; Trichomycteridae. Bases 254 to 1903 code for a protein of 549 amino acids. The record is from RefSeq and is a predicted model, not a curated record. Gene Ontology annotation, molecular function: metal ion binding; RNA binding. Gene Ontology annotation, biological process: regulation of RNA splicing. The transcript has 3 exons.